CACAUCAGGAUGUCCAAGUCAGUGCUGUUGCUGCUGUUCCUGACACUGUCAGGACUGCAAGCUGCUCCCAUCGCACCUCUGAGAGGAUUGCCCAAGGCGUCAUCGCCCAUCGGGUUGUCUGACUCUCAGCAGAACGACAUCGUCGGACAUGUUCCUGAUAGCUUUCAGCAAGGAACCGAGCCAUCCAAGCGAUUCUUUGACAACGGCUUGGUGCAGGACCACAUCAAUGAGAUGACAGCUUUGACCAACAACCUCCUUGAAGAGGGUCUGGGAAAGGCAGAGGCAAAACACUGGUUGGCAAAUGAGGUCCCUAUGGAUGUGCCAGCGCAGAGGAAUGGAGGUGGUUGGGUUCGAGUUGAGGAACCCUCCCCUUCUUCUCGCCUUCCAGAUGGUUUUAGACAGGGAACAGAACCCUUCAUGUCAAUCCCAGAUGGUUUUAGACAGGGAACCGAACCAUUUGUGGCGAUCCCAGAUGGUUUCAAACAGGGAACGGAACCUUCCAUUUCUAUUCCAGAUGGUUUCAAACAGGGAACGGAACCUUCCAUUACUAUUCCAGAUGGUUUCAAACAGGGAACGGAACCUUCCAUUUCUGUUCCAGAUGGUUUCAAACAGGGAACGGAACCUUCCAUUUCUGUACCAGAUGGUUUCAAACAGGGAACGGAACCUUCCAUUUCUAUCCCAGAUGGUUUUAGACAGGGAACUGAACCAUUCAUGUCUUUGCCAAAAGGUUUCAGACAAGGAACUGAACCUACAAACCCUAUCAGGAGUGACUUUAAACUAGAAAUUGAGCCCUUUGCGUCUAUUCCAGAUGGUUUCAGACAGGGGACUGAACCCAUCUUGAAAAUUCCAAAUGGUUUCAGACAGGGAACGGAACCUUCCAUGUCUAUCCCAGACGGUUUCAGACAGGGAUCCGAACCCUUCUUGACCAUUCCAGAUGGUUUCAGACAGGGAACAGAACCUUCCAUGUCCGUCCCAGAUGGUUUCAGACAGGGAACCGAACCCUUCAUGUCCAUCCCAGAUAGUUUCAGACAGGGAACAGAACCCUUUAUGCCGAUCCCAGAUGGGUUCAGACAGGGAACCCAACCCUUCAUGUCCAUCCCAGAUGGUUUCAGACAGGGAACUGAACCCUUCAUGUCGAUCCCAGCUGGUUUCAGACAAGGAACUGAACCUACAGACUCCAUCAGUAGUGGCUUAAAAGAAGAAGCUGACCGUUCCAUCUCCAGGCUCCAAAAACAGAGCUGUAAUGGAGAGGUCAUUGAUGGAAAGUGCUAUGAGUUCAACCCAACACCAUUGGCCUUCAAAGAAGCACAGGAUUUAUGUAAAGCUCGUAACCCAGACGCUGAGCUGGCAUCUGUUACAAGUGCCGACCUUCAUUCCCGCCUGGUUUCCAUGGUUACCAACGGCGGUGAGCGCAGCCCACAGUUGACGUGGUUGGGGGCCACGGUUAAGAACCAGCAGGCCUCAUGGCUCGAUGGCUCACAGAUGAAUUACAGUGACUGGAUGCCCGGUCAGCCCAACAUUCACACGGACAAGCCUGUCUGCGUGGAGAUGUUCAAGAUAGAUGAAAGCUGGUGGACAACUGCUGAAUGCGAUCUGAGAAGAGCAUCUAUCUGCUCGUACCGAAUCGCUGCAUAAAAAUCCACACUGACAUCCUCCUCUUGGCAUUUCUUCAGAACACUAGCACAUUGUUAUGCUUAUUAAAACUAUAAAUGCAUCCUA
Messenger RNA from Syngnathus typhle (broad-nosed pipefish), 1719 nucleotides. RefSeq lists its product as uncharacterized. NCBI's taxonomy places the organism in Eukaryota, Metazoa, Chordata, Actinopteri, Syngnathiformes, Syngnathidae. The record is from RefSeq and is a predicted model, not a curated record. The transcript has 8 exons. Bases 10 to 1635 code for a protein of 541 amino acids.